This is a messenger RNA of Pelobates cultripes (western spadefoot toad), 38125 nucleotides long. The record is from the annotation of a GenBank genome assembly. NCBI's taxonomy places the organism in Eukaryota, Metazoa, Chordata, Amphibia, Anura, Pelobatidae.
AGGGCACAGAGGGAGAGAGAGGAGGAGGAGGUGGGAAUGACAUGAAUACAUCAGAUGUUCUAGCCCUGGGCUCUCCAGCCCCCCUGUUAACCUGAUCCUAGGGAUUGGCUGGGUAGCAGCACACUGGGAUCUGAGUGCUGGGAUGUCAAGCUCUUGAGGCGAAUUUAUCUUGCAGUCUGUGCUCUCCUCUCCAGGGUUAUAAUUUGGAUUUUAACUUGCAGACAACAUGAUCGAAGUUUACAUCCCCUCUGUGGGACAUCAGGUGGUAAAGUCGGACAAACCCCGCUUCGUAAGUCAUUUAGUUUGUUGUUUAUAUAACGCCAGCAAAGAGUGUAGCGAUGUACAUAUAUAUAUAUAUAUAUAUAUCUCAAUUUUUGUAGAUUCAUUUUUGCUUGUUUAAAUGACACAUUGCAGAUGCAUGAAACACCUAUUACUGUGCAUACACCUAUCAGCAGUAACUGUAACAGCUCUAACUAGUUGUAUAAUCUAUUAAUUGUGCAUGUGUAUUAAGCUAUAGAUAAUGUCAUUAUAACACAGUGACCAUGAUUUGUAUCUCCUUUAUAUAAUUCUGCGUUUUGGGGUAUUAUUCUGGGGCUAGUUCUGAGUGCUGACUUUCUUCUCACACAGUUAAAGAACGAUGGGGCAGAGAAGCAAUUCAAACAGGCAUCUCAUAAUUCACCCCUUUGUUUACAGUCGGUGCUUUAAAACAGAAUGAAUUGUUCUAAUGGCCUGGCUUAGAUAAGGAGAAUUAUUUAUUUAAAUUCCAGAUAUCUCAUGAAACUUAAGCUUACACGAUGUCUGCAUCAAUGCCCAUUUUAUUUAAUCAUAUUUUCUCUGAUGUAUUCUCCAUCUCCCUUACACCUGCCCCUUUCACCACCCCCCCAAAAAAAUCUAGACUUUUAGCUAUGCUUAAAUUAUUGUCAAGGAUUAUUUCCAAAAUUGUCUUAGGUAUGAGCCAUGGAAAAAAAGGGGGUUAAAUAAGUAAAAUAAAGAAUUUACUAGGAGAAUCUUUUAGUCCAAAAUAGACACAUUUAUUAUAACAUUGCCAGUUGCCAAGAGGAUUUUAAAGCCAAAAUGACUGGAGUGUAAAAAUUCGUAGGUUAGAUAUUUUUCCACUUUGAUAAUUUUGGCCUUAAAAUGUCAGUUUACUCUUCAAUACUGCAUAAUUAUUGAUUUAGCGGAUAAACCCUUAGUUUUUGUUUUUUAAGAGGAAUUGCUCUGCCUAGCUAUCAUAAGACCUUUAAAUAUGUUUUGGACCCAGAGACACAUGGUGUGGACUCAGAGAGGUCAUACGUCUUUGGAAGUCACAUUUUAACUAUUCCAGUGUCUACCAGCGCCCUAUGGUUCUCACACCAGACUUGUGAUUUGUUAAUGUAUUAUUCAGUAAGACAUGUGUGUGAGCAGAGACUUUGGACUGUGUGGGAUUGUGUAAUGUGUAUGUAGACAGCCUACACCUCUGGAUAUUAGCAUCCAGUUGAUCAGGAUUGGCCAGGCAAUUAGGAACACAACGCAGAACAUAUGGAAAGGCCUGCCCUGCAGACAUAAGCGUAUGAUUGCCAGAUACACAUCACCUCUACAUGCUGAUAGGCAGGCGGAGAAAAGUAUGUAGAAAUCAUAUACUGUUGAAGGAAGAUCAAUUCAUUAAUGGAGAUUGAAUCCAAAAUUAACUGUGGUGUUCAAAUAGUUGAUGCCCCUCCAGCUUAUAAUUUUUACAUACUCCAGGUCAGCACUUUUCAUGUUCUGGCCAUCACCAUAAGGAAGUGACGCGGCCAGGCAGAGAUGGUAGGUCAUCUGGCAACUUAUCUGGAAAUUCUGUUGGAAUGUUUUAUAAAAAUCUUUGCCCAUAUCAAGAAAAGACAAUGCACAGGCCACUUUGGUAAGUUAGGAGGUUGGUUGCAUUUAAAAAAAGAAGUCAACAAUGAUGUGUAAUUAUAAUAAAAGAACACUGGAGGGUUUAACCUGAGAAUGCCUGAAAGGCUAUUCAUUUAAAGCUGUGUGAAUGAACCCUUUCAAUGUCAGAGGUUAAAGGCUGGCCUCAAAGCCUGUGUUUUUGUUUAGAAGCAGGUUGAGACUGGCCGCUCUCUGUUUUCAAGCCACCACAAGAAUCAGUCAAUAGCUACAGACUACUAAGGGUAGGUAUUGUAAAAGUACCGUGACUCAGGAGAUUUAAAGCAAUCUGUAACAAUUACUGUUCAUUAGUAAUCCACUAAUCUGGGUAUUGAUCAUGGAUUGGAAAAUGUAAUACCAAAAUCCCCAACAUGGAAAAUAAAAUGCCUGUAUUCGAGAAUCUAUUUACCAAGUUUGUUACUUUGGUUUGCUGGCAAAGGGGAUGGUGUAGGAGUGGUUAUGGUGCUUAACCUGUCCCUUUAAAGUCCAAGCGUACAGAAGAAAAAGGGUAGGUGGCAGAAUGUGAGGUACUAGAUCAUUCUCCUCCCAGCAAGGCUGGGCUUCCCAUUAAUCAUCACUAUCACGAUUAUUUUCUGGACUCCAAAGUAUUGUGAAACUAAUCCCAAAAAAAAGACCUGAGAAAAAAAUAUCUUAUCUGGAAAAGAUUUCCGGCAGCACCGCAGUAGUCGUAACUUUCAGUAGCGCCAUGUAGAUUUCAUUCACAAAAUAUCAGAGUUUAGUUAUUAAAGGACCACUCUAGGCACCCAGACCACUUCAGCUUAAUGAAGUGGUCUGGGUUUUAGGUCCCUCUAGGAUUAACCCUUUUUUUUAUAAACAUAGUAGUUUCAGGGAAAUUUUUUUUUAAGAUUUAACCCUUUCCUCGCCAUCCAGCCCGGCGGGAGUGGAACCCUGAGGAUGGGGGCACCCUCAGGGCACUAUAGUGCCAGGAAAAUGAGUAUGGGUCCUUUAACCCUAUUUGAUGGAUUGUUCAUUCUGUAGCAAAAAUGUUAGCUUUUUACUGUCCAGUACAAGUAAACCGUCUAAGGUCAACGGCCUUGACACAAGGUAUAAGUUUAAUUGAAUUCACCAGCAAAUAUAUAACUAGGAUAAGACAUUCUGAGCUGAACAUCUGUCCUAACACCUCAAAAGAUAGAGUUGAAAAAUAGACUUUAUGGUUGCCAGCCCAUAUUAGUUAUGGCGUUCUGCUUCCAUUUGCAAUUCACAUUCGCAUCGCAGUGUUUCAGCUUCCAGGUUUCAAAAAUGUAGGUGCACGUUAGAUUUAAUGGCGCAUUCGAUUGGAGUGACUACAGUAUAUGAUUAUAAUAAUCACUGAUGCAAUACUCUGUAUAACUAAUUCCCCUAUUCUAUUUCUUCCAGCAGUCACUAACUUCUCAUUGUCUAUACACGUGAGGUUUAUUCAAGGAGGGAACCCUAUAAUUUAAUGUCAGACUUAGAGUAUUUAAGUUUUAUGGCAUCUCAACAGCUGAACGGGAAAAAUUCUUCCCUUUAGCAAUUUUGUGAUUUCAGCUUACCUCGGGGUGAUGUCACAGAGGCUGAAAGAAGGCCACGCGAAUGAUUUGGUGUGGGAUUAUGUGUUUGUAUUGUGUUUCAUUCUGAGCUCUCGAAUGACCAUGUUCCUCUUAACUGGUUUCUGUAUGAGGCCUGAUGCGAUUAGGAAUGUGAGAAUUGGAGGGGAAGGUUUAUAAGUGGAAUUCUUCUCAUUCUGGAACUUAUUUUGUAAGAAAUGGAAAAUGAGGGCAGCUGCAGGUUGACAUUAUGUAAUUUUUUUUAUAUAAAAAGCAGUAUUUAGGGGCACAGGUUGAGCUUUUUGUACCUUUUAUAUUUCACACCAAAAAAUUUAAAUAGUUCUCCAAUCACCAUGACUACUACAUCCUGCUGUAGUGUUUAUGGUGCCCGCACGCCCCUGGCUGCACCCUCUGUGUCAAACUUAUUAAAGAAGUUUGACACAACCCAAAGAUUGCCCACCCCCGUGCCUGUGGCCUGUUCUUUUUCUUGACAUAUAGCUGUUAUGUUUUCAUAUAAACAAUAACAAUUACAUUGAUUCGGCCAAUGAAUGCCGGACAAAUGCUCGACAAAAUUGAUAUUGCUAAUGUGGACGUUUAACUUUAGAAGUAGCUAUAUGUAUUAUUGGGGGUCUGAUCAGAGAACCAGAGACAGUGCCAGCAGGGGUAUGCUGGCAUACAACAGGCUGUAGUGGUUAUGGUGUUUAAAUAGCCCCUUACUUUUUUUAGUGUAAUGUGGGGAUAUUUAUGGGAUGAUAAUUUUAAGCAGUCGAGAAUUGCCCACUAUUUCAAUUCUCUUAGAUCUUAGAGAUCGUUUAUCAUGUAAGUGAAAAGUAUUCCAUACAAUUAAUUCACAAUUUGUUAUAAAAAUAGAUUUAUUUUUAUUGUAACAAAUUAAUUAACAAAUAUUAGGCAUCAUGCAUGAUAAUAAUCAGUGAAUAUUUAGUAUAACAUAGUAUACAAUACAAUGGAAUGGGUAUACACGUUUCAAUGGCUAAACAGCAUUUUCUGUCAAGACUUACACGAUUUAUGAGGGUAUCCUUACAGACAAAAAGUGAAGCUUUUCACAGCGAAGGGCCAUAAAACCCUGGCUAACCGUUAGAUCAACUGAGUAACCUUUUCAAUGCUGGCUAGAUCCUCCUGGGCAUAUAGUAUCCUAUUCCCCUGUGAUUUUCAAUUAAAAUACAUUUAAACCAGCUCAUUAGUCAUUUCCUGGAACCAUCCAAUAAGAAUAAUCUACCAGAUUUUUAAUUGGAUAUUUUAAUUUGUCUAAAAGAUAUCUUCUCUUAUAUUAGAGCCAAUCAAUACACCUGGAUAAAAACAACGGUAUGCUAACAUGUGAUAAUAUCACAUUAAUAUAUAAUUAUUCUUAAUUCCACCUGCAGAAUGGAAUGUUUAUAACUAUAUAUUCUUUAGUUAACUAAGAUUUCUAAAUAUGAAAUCUGACCGUGAUUUAUCCAGUCAUAUAUCAUGCUAUUAGUAAAUUUAAAUUAAUUUAAAUUAAUUAAAUAAAACCAGCAUAAUUACCAGUUAUGUAGAUAUUCUCAUCAGAUGAGUAGGUAGUCCCAGAAACUUGAUUGGUUGUAUGUAGGUGCGUGAGUGAUAGAAAAAGUAUUAAAGAGUUUAAGAGUUUAUGUCCAAGAGAGUUUAAGGGUAGAGUGUUAGUCCCAGAUAUUGUCCUGGAUUUCUCUGCAUGUCCAAGUUGGAGUCCCCAAACUUCCAAUUCCUCUCUCUCUUCUGUAUCCCUUUGUCCUUACUUUUAAAGGGCCAGACUCUUUGUACGUCAUUAGUUGAUAAACCAAUAGGAAGCCGUAGGUGUGUCCAAUCUAUGGGUCGCAAUUUAGGUAUUUGAUCCAUAGUGGGCAGUCUCGUCUAACGAAACCAUCCUAUCCAGGAAAGAGUUAACUUUUCCUGAUGACGAUUUUGACCUCAUUUGGCUUAUCUAAAAUGACUACCAUAACUUAGAUUUGCUGUCAGUCUGUCUCAGUCUUUGUGGCAUCUACUUUGAUCGUAACUUGUAAAAUUGACAGUUCUAAACUCAAUUUCACCCCUUUCUUACAAUGGUACCUUGUAAAAUUAAUUAGUCUUCUCUGUCACUAGUGUCUGUGUUUAGAUAAUACAUUCCUUUAACAUUUAGACAGAGCAUUCCAUCCCCCUUGCUUAAUUGCUUAUCUUGGUUAGUGAAAGUAAGAAGAAACUAUGUCUCUGCUAUCCUGAAGAUAGCAAAAUGGAGUCCGCUUUGUUUUGCGUGGCUUUGGCAAUAUACACUUUUAAUUUCUUUUUAGCACAAAAUGUCUGUUGAUAUAAAUAUUCUGACAGUAAAAAAAAAAUACACUAGAGUUGCAUUUUUUUGUCUUUUAAUCAAUUGCUAGAUAUUUUAUAUUGACCAAUAUGCAUAAUUUCUGAAAAAUAUAAAGAAUUCUGUAAAAUUAGGCUUCCCAGAAGCUUCCCAACAUUGGGAGGUAUAAAUGUGGGGAGAGGGAUAGGAUGAAUGAUUAAUGUGUGUGACAUUGAUGCUGUAAAAAAAGGAGUCACUUAAAAAGAGUAGCCUGAAAAGUAUUCUUCCUGAUACAGCGUGCAUGUCAGUUUUUAUUUCUUCAUUAUUUAGCUGUGAGAUAAAACUAAAUAUACAGAUUUAAAAAAAGGGAAAAAAAUGCACAGAAUACAAAAACAAAUAUUCAGUCUAUUUGAUAAGGCAUUAUUGGAACGUACGCGCAUACUGUAGUGUUACAAUCAAAGAUACGUAAAGGACCACAUCACGGUGCUUGUUGGCACUUUGUGGUAAAUUACUUAUUUUUAACACUAUCGUGUGUGCAUCUCAUCAAAUAUUUGGGAUAUUAAGAUAUUUUUUAGAACUUUCAAGACUUAUUAUUUUGUAAUAUUUUUUUUAAUAUUUAAAAAAAAAAAUUAUUAUAUUUUUUAUUUUUAGCGUGCAAGAUAAUACAAACAGGUCUGAUAUGCCACAACAGCACAGACAAGCACAUUAAGUAAAUUCACAUAGUUACAUUUUCAUGGCACACAAGAAAAUCUGCACAUUUUAUAUUAAGGGUAAGCAAGCCAGAGCUGUUCAUUCAUUUUUUUUUUUUUUUUUUAGUAAUUAAAGGACCACUAUAGUGCCCUUAGGGUGCCCCCACCCUCAGGGACCCCCUCCCGCCCGGCUCUGGAAAGGGGAAAACUUACCUUUUUCCAGCGCUGGGCGGGGAGCUCUCCUCCUCCGAUCCUCCUCCGUUCCUCCUUCUGGGCUGAAUGCGCACGCGCGGCAAGAGCUGCGCGCGCAUUCAGCCGGUCACAUAGGAAAGCAUUCAUAAUGCUUUCCUAUGGACGCUGGCGUGCUCUCACUGUGAAAAUCACAGUGAGAAGCACGCAAGCGCCUCUAGUGGCUGUCAAUGAGACAGCCACUAGAGGAAAUAGGGGAAGGUUUAACCCAUUCAUAAACAUAGCAGUUUCUCUGAAACUGCUAUGUUUAUGAAAAAAUGGGUUAACCCUAGAAGGACCUGGCACCCAGACCACUUCAUUAAGCUGAAGUGGUCUGGGUGCCUAGAGUGGUCCUUUAACAGGCUAAGACAAGGUAUGUCAGUUGGUUCUAAGCCAGUUAGCUUAUAAGGAACAUCUCAUGUAGGCUGACAUUAACCUAUCUAUGCUGAGAAGUGAGUAGAACAUGCUAAACUAAAAUUAAGAUUAGUUCUGGAGCUUGGUAGCUGCUGGGUACUUAAGUUUACUGCAAACUGGGGACAAACAUUGCUAAAUAACAUGGUAUAUAAUAAUACUUAUAUAUAGGUUGGCUGGCUUAGAGGCUUAUUGCCGGUUUCUGCGGGUGUCGCUGGGUAGCAGGUCGGGCAAACUGAGUAUUGGGGGUAAGCAGUGCAUUAGGCGGCCUGUAGCCGUAGCCGGAGGCGGCUCAACCAAUGUCCACUAGUGGCAGCCUGCCAAACCCAGGGAACCUGAGUCCGUCUUGCUGAAGGUGAGAGCACCACCGGUCCCAAGUGCCUGUGUGGUUGUGUACUUCACUGACUGCUCCGCCACAGAGUCUAGUAACUGGGUCGUGGCCUCCAGGCCGUCUCAGUGCCCGUGAGUUGUAGCGCCAUAUGUGAGCUCUCCGACUGAGCAGCAUGCCAGCUUGGAGUCGGCUCGUGAGUGCCAUUCAGGGACGCAGCUGUGAGGUGGGAAGGUGCGUGUUUGGUAGCGUCGUGCUGCUGUGCAGUUCGGUGCUUGGGGAGUCUGCCGGCGGGCCCGUCGGUGAGAUGGUCGCUUCUCCAUGUGGGCGCUGGGUCGAUAAGCCGCCGCUUCAGCUCCAGUCCCCUGUGCAGUAGGUUUAAUGGGGUGGGUGGCGUUAAGCUCUAUGCUCCUCCAGAAGUCUCCGCAGAUGCCGUCAAACUGAGCUUCAAAGCACUCUUUUCACGCCUGGGCUUUCUUGUGGUUGGUGCUCGGCAGCCAUUUGGGCCCGACAGGCGGUCUGCAUUCCGGCCGAGGGAUUUCAGGAUUGAAGCCUGUUGGUUUCCCCAGAUGGGACCGGGAUAACCCACACUGGUCCAGAAGCUAUUUGUGGUCUCCAUGGCGGAAGAUCGGUCGCCUCUCCCGGCCCCUAGGCUGCUUUCCAAGUUAGGACUCAUCUGUGAAGUGUGGAGCGUUCACCCCAGAAUUUUUUACGAGGCAGGUGUCCAUGGGUCUCUACUUGGUUCAGAACUGCUGUUUUGGUGAGCUGGGCUGCUUUUGUCGAGAUUGUAGCAUACAUUUGCCAAUAUAAUAAAACAAGGAGUAAAGUCAGCGCUAAUCAGGAAGGCAGCAGUCCCAAACAAGGACUCCUUCUAAUGUCCCUGGAAAUAAAUAGACAAGGAAAGAAAAUGGGGGAUGGGUAUGAGCCAAUGUGCCAAUAUAAUGCUGCGUUUAUGCCGGAGCUCUCUGCAAGCACGUCUGGCUAGCUCGGCUGUCAGGCCCCGCCCCAAGACUUAUAUUUUUUAAAAUACUAAAUAUUGUUAAUAAAAUGUAAAAAUACAAAACAGAAAAAUUGUGAUAUAUAAAAAAAACCUAUAAAAUAAAUUUUAAAAUAGGGUUAACACGUUGACCUAUUCACUUAUUUAUUUACACCACCUUAACUACUAGAAAUUAUUUCUUAGUAACAUCUUUAUUCCCUGCAAACGCCAUUCUUUUCACCACUUACUGUGCAUGUGUACAAAUCACAAAUAAAUAUAGGCCAUGGAUCAAAGAUCAAUAAUAAUGAGUUAAGGACAUACUGAAAGUAGCAGCAGCUAUGCCAAUUUGUGUUACUAUUAAUUAUUGAUUGCGUUGACUGCAUUGGAAUCUCAAUGAUUACUCCUUCAAAUAACAUCAUAAGAUAAAGUAGGGACUACUCCUGGACAAGGCCAAAGUUGAUAAAAGGUGUAUCAAUGUUUGUCAACCCCAAUAGCUAUCACUAGCGACUACACUAGCGAAGAGACUUCUUGUGGAUUGUGAGAGUAAGUCAAUGGAGGAUCCCACAACCUCAAUGGAUCCUACAUAGAUUCCAGUGUUUACUUUUGCGAGUGAAAAGAAAAUGGCAGCUCUCGUGUGGGAGAACGUUAGGUAAGUAGAACUUCAUUCAGCUCCCAGGGCACAGAUGGGACUGUCAUCUUUGAAUGUGAAAAAAUAAUUUAUUUAUUUUUUUUAUCAGAAAAUGGUGUUCAAGGAGCAUCAUAUAGGACGUUAAGGAAACAACCCCCACAAAUAUGUGUCCUUGCUCCCAUUUAGAUGCAGGGCCUUCUUAUAUAAACUAAAAUAAUAAAGUUUUAUUCACUUUACUGCAAUGGCGUCUUGGUCUUGCCAUGAACGCCACUCCUUACUUUGAUGAUUUCAUUUAUCUGAUGAUCUUGGCCAAUCAAAUGCUUCUCCAAAAAGAAGUAACGAUGGCUCUACAGUGCGUGUACGGCAAUCAAUCUGAUGCACCAAUAGGAUUCUUUUCUAUGACGACACUUCCCUGUCAAUGUGAGGACUGUACAUUUUUAUAGUCUUCACAAGGAAAUGCAUCUAGUGGCAGCCUAAUUGACUCUUUGCCUGAUUGACAGCCACUUAAGGCACAUAGUCUGACAAAUGUAAGCAUUGCUCUUUCUCGCAAAUGUCAAUGUUUACAUCUGUCAGCCUGCAGAGACGGCAUCUAGGCAAUAAGACCAAUACAUUCAGCUGUAUGGGUUUUGGUACUUACAGUGUCCCUUUAAGAUUGUCUAUAUCUUUUUUUUCUGGGGGGACUGGGGGAGUUGGGCACACACACAAAAAAGCUGGAAAUAUUGUUAAUCUGUUAGAAAUAUUGAUUUACACUACAAUAUGUUAAAAACAACUGUUACCAGUUACUAAUUCCAUUAAAACAGAAGAACCUAGGAUUAGGAAGUAGGAUUAAGAAAGUGUGAUAUCCUCCAUUAUUUAGUGUAGCCACCUGCCCUCCCACUCGCUGCCCUCUCUGGAAUGAUCUCAACAUGCCGACAGCUGGGUAUUUAUUUACUUAGAGAUCCGGAGUUGUUUCCCAUCACAUACUCAGACAGAAGUCACAGCUAUUGCCUUUUCCUGCAGUUAUUCAGACCGUGAAUAAAAUAUGGAUUUACUGUAAACGUAGCUGUGAAUACAGAGAGCAGGAGUGGGUUAGCUGAGAGAAUCAAAAUAAAAUCUGUCGCUUCCCAAACUUUCCGUCUAACCUUUUGUUCUAGAGAAUUGUCAAAAUAAACGUUAUAAAUACAGGAGUCUAUACCGAUAGGAGCAAUGCUCUGCAGAAUAAUGCAGACUAUCUCUAUGUUGCCACCGUAUGAGGAUGCGUAAUCACACUGACUGUUCUGUACUGUAUCUGUAGACACAGUUAGUUAAAGGACCACUAUAGAGCCAGGAAAACAUACUCGUUUUCCUGGCACUAUAGUGCCCUGAGGGUUCCCCCACCCUCAGGGUCCCCCUCCCACCGGGCUGAAUGAAGAGGAAGGGGUUAAACUUACCUCUUUUUCCAGCACCGGGGCGGGGAGCUCUCCUCCUCCUCUCCUCCCUCUUCUCCUCCUCUUCGGCUGAAUGCGCAUGCGCUGCAGGAGCCGCGCGCGCAUUCAGCCAGUCCAUUGGAAAGCAUUCACAAUGCUUUCCUAUGGACGCUGGCGUCUUCUCACUGUGAUUUUCACAGUGAGAAACGCGGAAGCCCUCUAGCGGCUUUCAAUGAGACAGCCACUAGAGGCUGGAUUAACCCUAACAUAAACAUAGCAGUUUCUUUGAAACUGCUAUGUUUAUAGAAAAAAGGGUUAACCCUAGAUGGACCAGGCACCUAGAUCACCUCAUUAAGCUGAAGUGGUCUGGGUGCCUAUAGUGGUCCUUUAAGAAAAAAUCAUAUUAAACCUUGUGUUGGGUUAUGGAGCAAAAUAUUUUUUGGACCUAUUACAGAAUGCAAGGCCAGAGCAUCAGCCCUAAUGCCCUGACACCACUUAGCGCAGUGCAAGGAAAUGUAGUGAUGCAUUUGUGUUGUCCUUGGUGAGGACAGUUGAAAGACACCAGGAAAACAGGACCAAACAUUCAAAUCAGGACGUCCUGUCAAAUCUGAGAUUGCUGGAGGGUCUGACAAUGGAAUCGAACAUGUGUCCUGUGAAACAUUAAGCACGAUCAGUCGAUUGCACAAGUACUGAUUUCCAUUCUGAUAUAUUCACCAUGGGCAAAUUGUAGUCAUUUUAAAAUCAAAUUAUAAAAAUAAGGAAAAAAUAUCUCUAAUCUCUAACUUGGCUUGAGUUGCAGUUUGUCUAUUUUAUUGUGAAUUGCAUGAUUUGGUUUCUGGUUUACUACAACUUUUUUUAGUUAAUAAACCAUGAAAUCCACAAAAUGGAAGAGAUGUCUCCAGUUAAGUGUUUACAUCUGCUCUUUUGAUGUGGAGAGUCUCCAGUCAUUAGUUAAUGUUGCCUUCGGCUCCUGGCUUCAUUGAAUAAAGGUAAAACCAGUUCUACAUUUCCGUAUGAGUGACCCUGCUACCCUUUGACAGAGACAGACAGGACAAUGCAAAUGGAAUGAAUUGUUGCUCACUGUACCUACGUCUUUUGUAUAUGUAGCAGAUUUAUUGCAGGAUGACUUGAAACAUUAUUUGCAAUACCCCUCCUAUGUUUGGUUUGUAUUUAUAUGGGAAGCUGGUGUAGUUUCUAAUGGACAAAUAAAAUAGUAAGCCUGUUAUAAGGUUAUAGUAUAUCUGAUCAGUCAUGUUGGAGGCUAUGGAUUUAUGUGUAAGCGAAAAAUAAACUAUGUUUGGGAAUAGGGAUACUUUUGAAUGAGGUGGUAACACUAUAACUUGGGGCUCUCGUCCCAAUAUUUAGGUAAUAAUCGCACAAAACUGUGUGAAAUAUAUAGAUGGGUACAGAGAGGGCUAUGUGAGGAUGAUAACAUUGGUAAAACAUGGUGGAUUGACGUUUGCAUGGAUACAAUGUACAAUUUAUGUUGGAGAUAUGAAAUUAACUCACUUUUGUCAGCUGAUCAAAUGUAGAGUCAUGUAAUGGUGAGUCUGACAAACUCUGCAACACCCUCACAGUAUCUUUAUCUUGCCAUAGCCAAAUUAAUCAAAAGGCACCUGUGUAGAGACUUCCAUUAUUAGGAAUGAAUGGGAGGGCACAAACCGGUCAGCUUCCUAGGGCCCUGUGGGAUAAUUGUUCUCUGUAAUAUCUUGCAAUCAUUGCUGGCUGAGAUAUGUCACUGUGUUGAUAGCUGGCCGAGAUAUGUCACUGUGUUGAUUGCUGGCUGAGCUAUGUCAAAGCUUUUAAAAGAGCUUAGUACUAGCAAAACCAUUAACAGAUUUAUUUAACCAAUCAUUGUUAACAGGAGUAGUCCCAGAAGAUUGGAAGUUAGCGAAUGUUGUGCCCAUUUACAAGAAAGGUAAUAGGGAGGAGUCGGGCAACUAUAGGCCAGUAAGCCUUACUUCAGUAGUGGGGAAAGUGAUGGAAACCAUGUUAAAGGAUAGGAUUGUUGAACAUCUAAAAACACAUGGAUUUCAAGAUCAGAGACAACAUGGGUUUACUUCAGGGAGAUCAUGCCAAACUAAUCUUAUUGAUUUUUUUGAUUGGGUAACUAAAAUUAUAGAUCAGGGUGGUGCAGUAGACAUUGCUUACCUAGAUUUCAGUAAGGCUUUUGACACUGUUGCACAUAGAAGGCUUAUCAAUAAACUGCAAUCUUUAAGUUUGGAUUCCAAUAUUGUUGAAUGGGUAAGGCAGUGGCUGAGUGACAGGCAACAGAGGUUGUAGUUAAUGGAAUAUAUUCGAAGCUUGGACUUGUCACCAGUGGGGUACCUCAGGGAUCUGUACUUGGACCCAUUCUCUUUAAUAUUUUUAUUAGUGAUAUUGCAGAAGGUCUUGAUGGUAAGGUAUGUCUUUUUGCUGAUGAUACUAAGAUAUGUAACAGGGUUGAUGUUCCAGGAGGGAUAAGCCAAAUGGCAAAUGAUUUAGGUAAACUAGAAAAAUGGUCAGAAUUGUGGCAACUGACAUUUAAUGUGGAUAAGUGCAAGAUAAUGCAUCUUGGACGUAAAAACCCAAGGGCAGAGUACAGAAUAUUUGAUAGAGUCCUAACCUCAACAUAUGAGGAAAGGGAUUUAGGGGUGAUUAUUUCUGAUGACUUAAAGGUAGGCAGACAAUGUAAUAGAGCAGCAGGAAAUGCUAGCAGAAUGCUUGGUUGUAUAAGGAGAGGUAUUAGCAGUAGAAAGAGGGAAGUGCUCAUGCCAUUGUACAGAACACUGGUGAGACCUCACUUGGAGUAUUGUACACAGUACUGGAGACCGUAUCUUCAGAAGGAUAUUGAUACCUUAGAGAGGGUUCAGAGAAGGGCUACUAAACUGGUUCAUGGAUUGCGGGAUAAAACUUACCAGGAAAGGUUAAAGGAUCUUAACAUGUAUAGCUUGGAGGAAAGACGAGACGGGGGGAUAUGAUAGAAACAUUUAAAUAUAUAAAGGGAAUAAACACAGUAAAGGAGAAGACUAUAUUUAAAAGAAGAAAAACUAGCACAACAAGAGGACAUAGUCUUAAAUUAGAGGGACAAAGGUUUAAAAGUAAUAUCAGGAAGUAUUUCUUUACUGAGAGGGUAGUGGAUGUAUGGAAUAGCCUUCCAGCUGAAGUGGUAGAGGUUAACACAGUAAAGGAGUUUAAGCAUGCGUGGGAUAGGCAUAAGGCUAUCCUAACUAUAAGAUAAAGCUAGGGACUAAUGAAAGUAUUUAGAAAAUUGGGUAGACUAGAUGGGCCGAAUGGUUCUUAUCUGCCGUCACAUUCUAUGUUUCUAUGUUUCUAUGUCACUGUCAUCGCUGGCUGAGAUAUGUCGCUGUGUUGAUAGCUGGCUGAGAGAUGUCGCUGUGUUGAUAGUUGGCUGAGAUAUGUUGAUGUGUUGAUAGCUGGCUGAGAUAUGUCGCUGUGUUGAUAGUUGGCUGAGAUAUGUCGCUGUGUUGAUAGCUGGCUGAGAUAUGUCGCUGUGUUGAUAGCUGGAUGAGAUAUGUCGCUGUAUUGAUAGCUGGCUGAGAUAUGUCGCUGUGGUAGCUGACUGAGAUAUGUUGUUGUAUUGAUAGCUGGCUGAGAUAUGUCGCUGUGAUCGCUGGCUGAGAUAUGUCGCUGUGUUGAUAGCUGGCUGAGAUAUGUCACUGUGAUCGCUGGCGGAGGUGCUAAGUCAGUGAGGGAAAUGGGUGAUGACUGUCCAUGUUUGUAAGAGACUGAUUUAGGUGCCUACUUUGUGCCAUAGCUAAGUAAUGUGGAGAUCAUAGGCCCUUAUGAGGUGAUUGAGAGCUGGAGGUUGAUUCAACAAUUCAAAUCAGCUUAUCUGUCUAUAUCAGGGGUGGUUAAACCCUAGAUCCUUAUGUGCAUUCUAAAGACUUGGAAACCAUUAUGGGAGGUGCAGUUCUACAAUACAUGGUGAUCUACCUAUGGCCUUCUCUGAUCCUGAUUGAUUUAAAGAAUGGCUUUUAAUGAAUUCAAUUUGCUUUGUUACCCAUAGUUUGGGGUAUUGCAGAAAACAAGAAGCCAUUCCCUCCCACCUACACUGAGGUUUUCCAUAUGGCCACAAACUGCACCGUGGGUCAACAAACAAUGUAAUGAGUCCUUUCUCUAACAUUACAUUGAAUUCGGGGGAGGGAGAACUCUCAUCCAUUCAACAUUCCUAAAGAUUACAACAAUUGUUCGCCUACAAUAAUCUUUUCCUGGGAUUUUUGUUCUCACAAUAAUAAAAAAAUAAAAAAGGAUUUUUAUGAACCUUAUUCACUACUGCAGCAUAAGUCAGGUUAACAAACUUGGGACAAUUUAUUAAACGUGUGAUGAGAUUUUAAAUAGUACAGAAGAACGGAUUGCAUUAGUUAUACAGUAGGUGGAGAAAAUAAUGACAAUCUUUUAUUAGUGAUGAGAUUUUCCCACUGCUGUCAGGUCAGCCUCAGAUUUUCUUUGAAUAUUAUCAUACAAGCCACGAGCGGUGUGUAGCGGUAAACUGUUCUAUUCUCUAAAAGAAAAGCAUCCAGAUCUUUUAGAGAUACAUUGCACACUCUGAUACCCAGAACACCCAACAAGGUCCGACGAUACUUAUACCUAAUGUUUGGCUGGACUAUCGAACUUUGAAUCCAUCCUGGUUUUCACUCUUUAAUAUAUUUACAGUUUUCAUCCUUUAUCAGUGAUAUUUGCAACAUAACAAUCUGAUACCAUUUUUGUACCAGAUGCACGCCUUUUAAAUCUACAACCAAGCACCGCACUCAGGGCCGGCCUUAGGCCUUUGGGCGCCUUGUGCGAAAAAUCUUCACAGCGCCCCCCCCUUUGCUCCCCUUCCCACACACCCUGUCACACACACACUCAGACAGCAACACGCACACACAGACAUAGAAACAUAGAAUGAGACAGCAGAUAAGAACCAUUCGGCCCAUCUAGUCUGCCUAGACAGUCACACAGAGGCAGACAGCCACACACACACAAACACACACACACACACACAGGCAGACAGCCACACACAGACACAGGCAGACAGCCACACAGCCACACACAAACACAGGCAGACAGCCACACACAGGCAGAAAGCCACACAGCCACACACACACAGGCAGACAAACACACACACAGACAGUCACACACACAGGCAGACAAUCACACAUAGUUACCUCUGUUCCUUGUGGAGGCAGACAGGCAGUGCGGCGCCUGGAUUCUGGUUGUUGGGGAAGCAAGGACUCCUUCCUGCUUCCCCUGCAGCAGUUACAUGGCACUUUUAGCUCCGCCCCGCCGCACGUUAAGCUCCGCCUCUGCCACACGGUAAGCUCUGCCCCGCCGCAAAUUUUUUAUUUUUUUUUAUCUCGGCUGGUCAUGCGUGAAGCAGGGGGCGCCCUCUGCGGCCGCACACCUCGCACACCCCUAAGGCCGGCCCUGCGGUCCGCACUCAUUGUACGUAAUGACUCCUCCUGGAUGGCUACCAUAUUUAACAGUUGACAAAGACAUUUGCGUUCUCCUAAUAUAAACUGUUACAAAUGUGCUGAAUAUAGUGAAAGAUGUCUCCUCAGACUAUAUCAGGAAGUUCUGGCACGGUAUAGGAAAUAAGUGUUUUUUGACACUCGCUAAUCUGUUUGUUGGUGGUUUUUUUUAUUUUUUUAAACCUGGUAACACGUGUGCCAAUUCCAAUGUGUUGAUUUUUGUUAAUAUUUAUUUAACUUUUGGGUUGUUUAUCAAUUAUCAUCAUGUGACCAAUUGGCGAGGAAAGUACCACACGAACAAAUAUUAACAGACAUUACAAAGCAAUUUAACAAACCACUGCGAACAUUAAAAACAAACUGGGUGACAUACAAUUGUUUUAAACUAGAACUUUCCUUUUAUUUAACAAAAAAAAAACCAUCAGUUAGAUUUUUUUCUUUAUGAGUUUAAUAAAGCUAUAUGGCCAUUCCUGGGCUCUUUCUUAAAUAAUCUUGUGUAAAGGUGGAUUACAUUUUAACACAUUACAAAUUUCCAUCUUUAAAUACCUUUUAGUUGUAAAAUAUUUACAGACGGCGGAUUUAGAGUGUGAAUCCUGACAUAUUUAUAACUGUUUUUGGCCAGAUGAGGAUUGGUCCAUAACUAAUGUAUUGUAACUUUAUAAUAUUGUAAAGCUCUGUGGAAUAAGUUGGACCUAUGUAAAUGCCGAUAACGAGAAUGGUAUUGUGAUCCUUUCACUGGUAUCUGAGGAAUUUAGGAUAGUGAUGUCUGUGGGUGUGUUCCAGUAAAUGUGAGUACAUCUCUCACAUGGACUGUCAUUAACACACUUUAUAUGUUUAGGCCGCAGCCAUAGGGCCAGUUUCAGAUCAUAUAAUGUAAACAGUGCCUUCGACGUAUAUGUGAAGAUAUUAGCUGAUAUAAACUGCUGUGUAGCAAUGUAACUAAAAGUCUGUUUUAAUGACCUCCCUUUAAACUGUUAUAGAUAUUUACUAAUAAUAUGUGUGAGCUGUUGAAAAUUAAAACGAAAUGUCAAAUUUUAACCCCAAAUAGCUGACUUGAAGAAUUUUUUCUAAUCUAGAUAUUUUUGCCUAGAAUUUGAAACCCUCUUUGAAUUCCUGACAAUGAAUUCCCAUUCUAGUGAGUAACCAGACAGACCGAUCUGAAAUACAUUGACAUAUAACUGUCACUUAACUCCUGUUACUCUACAGAGAAAAUAUGCAUUAACCCUGAGCUAACACACAAAAAAAAACAACUUAUCAAAUGUACAGGAUUACAAAUGUAUUAUUAUUAUUAUUAUUAUUUUAAACUAUUUAUAUAUGUCCAUAGCCUUUAUAUUCAUUUUUUUUUUAAAUCACUAUUUGUUGUAAGACAGGAUCCAUUCCAAUCAAAAAAAGUUUCAAUUAAAUUUCUAUUCAAAAUGUGUAUAUUACUUGAUUUAUUAACUGCACUAAUAAAAACGAGACAAUAAUGCACAUUUGUGUUUUUUACUUGUUCCAGCUCUCAGUACCUGCUUUCUGUAACUAUACAUUACUUCUUGUAAAAUGCAGAACGGGCAGGACCAGUGGUUUUUACCUGAAGACAGAAACUGGUCCAGUAUGCUGGUUUUGUUAAAGUAAUAUGUGUUAAAGAGUUACUCUGAGCGUGUUUCGUUAUGAAACGUUGCAAGUACUGAGAUGGACUCCUCUGCAGCCGGAGGUGUAAUUCUUGAACAAAGUGAUAUUUAUGAUCUGAAAUAAUGGCGGACAUAUAUUAAGGUAAAAACAAUCACUGUUCUGCGGCAAAGUGCUAAAUAAGGAGCAAUCGUUCUGGAAACCUUAGAUAGUCUUUUAACAUUUAUCAACUUGCAAACAAAUUAGCGCAUGUGUGUUUUAAAAUAUCACAAAUUAUUUGAUUUUCCACUGAUUUUAUAUUUUUCUGUACUGUAUAAUAGACCUGGGACUAGGUAAUACUGUGUUGUGCUUUAAAACCUGUAUGUGAGAACAGACAGAAUGUAUGACGUCCUCUUCUAUUGUGUCUAACAGGUCUUCAAAGUGGAUGUUCUGUUCAAUGGCCGCAGGCAUACUCUCGACCGUCGUUACAGUGAAUUCCUUGUGCUCCAUAAACUGGUAAUACAACUGUUUAUCUUGUUUGUGUGUUAGAGUUUCACCCUCCUAGGUUAGUGUGUGGCUUGGCUAACCAGAGACAAGGAGCUAAAGCCAACAGACACGCAUUUGUAACCAGACAAGUUGCACACACAGGAACAGAGGGAUUGAGGGCUCUGCUCAAUGAGUUUACAUGCUAGAGGGAGUGGGGUAUAGUGAUACAAAAGGUAAGGGUCAGGUUUUUAUGAUAGUAUUCACUGUGGACUUAGUGUUUUGUUUUUUAUAACAAUGUUGCAGGAGAGGAAUCAGGGUGCGGGGAGGGAAAGCUGUUCAGUUUAAUUGAUACGCUUUCCUGAAGAACUGAGCUUUUAAUAUUUUUUUUGAAGGAAUGGAGACUGGGUGAAAGUCUAACAGAGCCCUAGAGAUAUAUAUGUAGUUUGUUACAGCUCAUUCCCACGCAAGCUAAGUGUUAAUAAAGUUUAGUGAGGACAACGUGACACAAAUUCUCCACUGAUUAAAAUCAAGCACAGUGGCCAGGCAGGCUCCUUAUAAUGUAUCACCACCCUUAUUCUGACACAGGUGGCAAAUACAGAGAAACUGAUUCACACCUAGUGCAUGCUAUCUGAUUAAUUACAAAUAUACAAAGCCAAGUUAUAUUAUAUGGCGAACACACUAAUUACUCAGCAAGGACGGCUGGGCCGCCAUUUAUUGUUAUUAUUAUUAUUAUUAUUAAUAAUAUUCAGGGGUGUAAUACUAACAAUAAUUUAUAUUUAUGGUUCCCUUACAUUGACCGAGACCCCCAUCUUCAAAAUACAAUUUCUGUAACCAUCACCCUAAUUAUCUCUUGUUAGCACAGAUUUUCUACUAACAGACGAGACCGCCUUGCUUACACCAACUGGCGGUGUAUUCUACCAGGAUCAAUUAUAACAAAUUUCUCCUCACGAAAACAAUCAGACUGUCACAGACUGAGCUACCGACGCUGUGACUCAGUGCUGAGUAAAAAAUGGUUUUCAUUCCGAUUACGGCACAUAGGGCACAAUCUAUAGCGAUUACCCUUGGUGCCUUAUAGUGCCUCAUGCUGGCAAUCGUGAUACAAUUCGUACAAAAUUAAUCUUUAGAUCGAACAGCAGGUUGUUAGUAAAUUUCAUAAUUCAGUUCAUUUUACACAAAUUAGAGCUGUUAACAUUUUAGCCAAUCCCACAUUAAAAUACCUGGCACCACGUUCUUUUAACGUGUUAUUUUGUACCGGUGAUAUUAUUAUUAACCACGAAUGCACUCCGUAGUUAUCACAGUAGUGUCGUUUUUUUUUUGUUUUUUUUUUACUAUAUUGAUUUUUGUCAGUCAAAGUGCAAUUAAGUAAAAUCUUAUGGCACAAGAGCAUGAAAGUAUUGAACAGAUAAUAUAAUAGCUUUAUAAUAUCAGCACAACCUGUUAGCAGUUUUAUGUGGCACAGCACAGGUUACAGUUAGAGUUGGACAUUUGUUUUGUUUGUAUUAUUUUGGCCAUUUUUGACACAUUAUAAUUUAGUUUAGCAUGCUGCAAGAUGUCAUGUGUUAUACGUACACAAUGUGUGUGUCUCACAGUGCAUGGACAGAAAAGGGAGAAUUGAAAGUGAUUUCUUUAUUUCACUUUUGAAUUGCAGAACAAGUUUGUUAUAAGGAAACUAUUUUUGUACAAACAUCUUUUAUUUACCCACAAGGCCCUGUUUCUAUAACUACCCUAACUAGGGAAACAAACCAGUAAAUGUUCAUGGACUAUAUUCCUUACAUUUGAGAAUUGUGGGGAGUCAACAAACUUUUAGGACAAAAUUACUGAAAUGGAAAGAUUCUAAGAGUCUCUAAUGGAGGGGGCUUCCCUAAAUCUGCAGAUACCUUCCAAUCGCUAUUAUUGAACCGCCUUGUGGCCUGGUAGUGCUAUCUCUCCAGAAUGUGGCCUGCAGGAAAAGGAGCACUCGUGGUCAGCCACACCGACCAGAAUUUCCCAGUCUGAGAAACUUUGAGACAGUUAAUUGAAUUUUAAACAGUAAAAAGACAAAUAAUUGACCCUUUCAUUCCUGCCACCUCAAAUACAAUACCACUCUGUAAAAUACACUUUUCCUUCAUAAUGUUAACUUUUUGUGAGUCACGGCUCUUUCAGUCCCUCAAAGGACCCUUUAGAACCAGUAAAGUCCUACAGUUCCUGUUUAAGAUUGUUCAUUUGGGGUAACCCUUUAUGGUAACCCGAUGUUUUUUUUACCACUGUCAAUGUUGCAUUAUUUAACCUUUUAUAGGUCUCACUUGUCCUUUUUUCCAUUACGUCCGUUGAAGCUGGAAGGGAAUCUUUUAUUACAAGAGCCCAUAGUAUGUAGAUAAGACUGUUUUUCCUCAUCACUCUGUGAUCUAUAUAUAUAUAUAUAUAUAUAUAUAUAUAUAUAUCUGAAAUAACCUGAUGUUUGUUAUCAUAUGAUAAAGUAUUUUACAGAUAAUUUUUACUCCUUUUUCCAAAAUAUCAUAUUGGAAGCUAGAAAGAUGACUGACAGAUUAAAAAUAUAAAAUAUAAACCUAAGAACAUGAAAUUGUGAAUACAAUACUGUUGAGUGAGGAAAUGUGAUUAAUUAAGGAAAGGUGCCAAGCAGAGUGUGCGCAGGCAGACAGUGAUCUCAGAUUCCAGCAUUGCGGAAUCAGAGUGAUCUGGAGGGAUUCCGAAUGCAUUAUUUAUGAGCUAUAUAAAUGCAAAGAUUGAAAUAUAUUGUCUCUGAACACCACCAACAUUUAACGCGACCAUCACAAACAUACUCUGAGCCAAUCCUCCGAUUUUGGGAUGUUAGAGUAUGUCAGUAGAUUAGUUACAUAUAAUAUACUUUUGUUUGGUACAGUUGAAGAAGAUAUGCAAGGUCCCAGACUUUCCACCCAAACGAGUACCAAACUGGAUGUCCAAGGUCCAAGAGCAGCGGCGACAGGGACUGGAAACGUACAUACGGGUAGGUUGAUAAGACCACUUUUGUUCCUCAUCAAUAAAGUAAAUCGGAUAACCAAGCUUGAAUGUAGUUACAUUUUAAUUCACUAGAAAGGACCCAGGUUCACCAAGAUCAACCUUUCCCCCCCUGUUUCUGCCGUUGAUCCAAAGACCAGGGAUCCUUUCCACCGUUGGAACAUGGUAAAUCAUUCCUGUCUUCAAAAUGGUGUAUAUCACAUAUUGAUUUAUAUAUAUCAACAUGAAUAAAACAAAAAAAACAAUCCACUAUAAAGAACACUGUUUUCCUUGUAUUACAUCAUAAUAUAAGGGAAUCUAUCCUAUUAGCCCUCAUAAUAUAAGGGAAUCUAUCCUAAACCUCAUAAUAUAAGGGAAUCUAUCAUAUUAAACCUCAUACUAUAAGGGAAUCUAUCCUAUUAAACCUCAUAAUAUAAGGGAAUCUAUCCUAAACCUCAUAAUAUAAGGGAAUCUAUCCUAUUAGACCUCAUAAUAUAAGGGAAUCUAUCAUAUUAAACCUCAUAAUAUAAGGGAAUCUAUCCUAUUAAACCUCAUACUAUAAGGGAAUCUAUCCUAUUAAACCUCAUACUAUAAGGGAAUCUAUCCUAUUAAACCUCAUACUAUAAGGGAAUCUAUCCUAUUAAACCUCAUACUAUGAGGGAAUCUAUCAUAUUAAACCUCAUACUAUAAGGGAAUCUAUCAUAUUAAACCUCAUAAUAUGAGGGAAUCUAUCAUAUUAAACCUCAUACUAUAAGGGAAUCUAUCAUAUUAAACCUCAUAAUAUAAGGGAAUCUAUCCUAUUAGACCUCAUAAUAUAAGGGAAUCUAUCAUAUUAAACCUCAUAAUAUAAGGGAAUCUAUCCUAUUAGACCUCAUAAUAUAAGGGAAUCUAUCAUAUUAAACCUCAUAAUAUAAGGGAAUCUAUCCUAUUAGACCUCAUAAUAUAAGGGAAUCUAUCAUAUUAAACCUCAUAAUAUAAGGGAAUCUAUCCUAUUAAACCUCAUAAUAUAAGGGAAUCUAUCAUAUUAAACCUCAUAAUAUAAGGGAAUCUAUCCUAUUAAACCUCAUAAUAUAAGGGAAUCUAUCCUAUUAAACCUCAUACUAUAAGGGAAUCUAUCAUAUUAAACCUCAUAAUAUAAGGGAAUCUAUCCUAAACCUCAUAAUAUAAGGGAAUCUAUCAUAUUAAACCUCAUAAUAUAAGGGAAUCUAUCAUAUUAAACCUCAUAAUAUAAGGGAAUCUAUCCUAUUAGACCUCAUAAUAUAAGGGAAUCUAUCAUAUUAAACCUCAUAAUAUAAGGGAAUCUAUCCUAUUAGACCUCAUAAUAUAAGGGAAUCUAUCCUAUUAGACCUCAUAAUAUAAGGGAAUCUAUCAUAUUAGACCUCAUAAUAUAAGGGAAUCUAUCAUAUUAAACCUCAUAAUAUAAGGGAAUCUAUCCUAUUAGACCUCAUAAUAUAAGGGAAUCUAUCCUAUUAGCCCUCAUAAUAUAAGGGAAUCUAUCCUAAACCUCAUAAUAUAAGGGAAUCUAUCCUAUUAGACCUCAUAAUAUAAGGGAAUCUAUCCUAUUAGACCUCAUAAUAUAAGGGAAUCUAUCCUAAACCUCAUAAUAUAAGGGAAUCUAUCCUAUUAAACCUCAUAAUAUAAGGGAAUCUAUCCUAUUAGACCUCAUAAUAUAAGGGAAUCUAUCAUAUUAAACCUCAUAAUAUAAGGGAAUCUAUCCUAAACCUCAUAAUAUAAGGGAAUCUAUCCUAAACCUCAUAAUAUAAGGGAAUCUAUCCUAUUAGACCUCAUAAUAUAAGGGAAUCUAUCCUAUUAGACCUCAUAAUAUAAGGGAAUCUAUCCUAUUAAACCUCAUAAUAUAAGGGAAUCUAUCCUAUUAGACCUCAUAAUAUAAGGGAAUCUAUCCUAUUAGACCUCAUAAUAUAAGGGAAUCUAUCCUAAACCUCAUAAUAUAAGGGAAUCUAUCCUAUUAAACCUCAUAAUAUAAGGGAAUCUAUCCUAAACCUCAUAAUAUAAGGGAAUCUAUCCUAUUAGACCUCAUAAUAUAAGGGAAUCUAUCCUAUUAAACCUCAUAAUAUAAGGGAAUCUAUCCUAUUAGACCUCAUAAUAUAAGGGAAUCUAUCCUAUUAAACCUCAUAAUAAGGGAAUCUAUCCUAUUAGACCUCAUAAUAUAAGGGAAUCUAUCCUAUUAAACCUCAUAAUAUAAGGGAAUCUAUCCUAUUAGACCUCAUAAUAUAAGGGAAUCUAUCCUAUUAGACCUCAUAAUAUAAGGGAAUCUAUCCUAUUAGACCUCAUAAUAUAAGGGAAUCUAUCCUAUUAAACCUCAUAAUAUAAGGGAAUCUAUCCUAUUAAACCUCAUAAUAUAAGGGAAUCUAUCAUAUUAAACCUCAUAAUAUAAGGGAAUCUAUCCUAUUAAACCUCAUAAUAUAAGGGAAUCUAUCCUAUUAAACCUCAUACUAUAAGGGAAUCUAUCCUAUUAGACCUCAUAAUAUAAGGGAAUCUAUCCUAUUAAACCUCAUAAUAUAAGGGAAUCUAUCCUAUUAGACCUCAUAAUAUAAGGGAAUCUAUCCUAUUAGACCUCAUAAUAUAAGGGAAUCUAUCCUAUUAGACCUCAUAAUAUAAGGGAAUCUAUCCUAUUAAACCUCAUAAUAUAAGGGAAUCUAUCCUAUUAAACCUCAUAAUAUAAGGGAAUCUAUCCUAUUAGACCUCAUAAUAUAAGGGAAUCUAUCCUAUUAGCCCUCAUAAUAUAAGGGAAUCUAUCCUAAACCUCAUAAUAUAAGGGAAUCUAUCCUAAACCUCAUAAUAUAAGGGAAUCUGUCCUAAACCUCAUAAUAUAAGGGAAUCUAUCCUAUUAGACCUCAUAAUAAAAGGGAAUCCUUCCUAUUUGAAAUGAUUCUAUAGAAUCUGUCAGUGGAAACUCACCGUAAUCCCCAUAACUGUAUUAUCCUUAAAGCACUGCUGAAGGUGAAAUCUUGUUUUUUGUUUUUUUUGUACAGUCCUGUUAAUGACUCUGUUGAUCCAGGUGUAAGUGGAAUGUCUAUUCUGUUUUUUUUGUAUAGUUCUGUUAAUCCAAUAUAUUGCUCUUACAGCAAAUGGUGUCCUAUAGGUAAAAUCUUCAUGUGCUUUUUAUAUAUUCGAUACAUUCUUCCAGUCUCUUAACCCUAUAGAAUACAUACCCUCUCUCCCUACUAAUAACUAUAUAUUACACACCAAUAUUAUAUACUUUUAUUUCUUUUUUAAUUUAAAUGGUUUACUAUUUGUGUUUUGUUUUCAUCUAAACACCUCAUACUAAGAUGAAUCCAAAUAUAACCAUACUGUUAUUCUUAUUAACCCUUUUCUCACUCCAAUUUUGUUCACAUCACUACCACCAUAAGCACACACCUCAAACUGGAACACAAAUUAUCAUACACCAUGGCCUGCUCUGUUGCUGUAACUUAUCUGCUGAGUGCUGGUGGAGAGUUCUAAAAAAGAGCCCUCCUACUCCCACCUCACAAAAUUAUAAAUUAUCCCAUUAACUAAAUGGCCAAACAAAGAUGAUGUCCAAAUUCCUAUUCCUUAUGUUACUUGCCAUUGCAAAUGAUGUGGAGUCCAACCCUGGUCCCCCAGCUAAUUCUAGUCCUAAUCUCCCCACUAAAAAAGGCCUCUCUUUUGUGCACUUCAACAUCCGUAGCUUACUCCUUAAACUGGAUGUACUGCAAGCCUGGUGUUCCCAUUACAAACCAAAAAUCAAUGGGCUCUCUGAAUCAUGGUUAACAGCUAAAAUACCAGACUGCCAUUGCAAUACAGGGUAUUCAUGUUUUAGAAAUGACAGAGCAAAGAGAGGAGGAGGCAUUGUUAUUUAUGUUGACAAGUCCUUAAAAUUUACUCCUUUACAAACCUAUAACUCCCCUUCUGCCUUUGAUUACCUUUCUGGCACAAUUGAGAUCUCUUUCAGUAAAACUAUCAUUGUUGCUGGAAUCUAUCGCCCAUCUAGCUCUCCGGUGCACUCCCUUUCUGACAUUGCCCAUCUACUAAGUGAAACUGUAGCUCAAAACCAAAAAAGUGAAUUGUUAAUAUUGAAUGGCUGAAUCCUAAAAAUAAUAAAUCAUGUACGCUAACACAAUUAAUUUCCUCCCCAACUCGCAUUAAUAUUAAAAGCCAGAACCAUACCUUGCUCGAUUAGAUUCUCUGUCCUGACAGAAUUGAGGAGGCGGGCGUUCUUCCUAACAGUUUCAGUGACCACUGUAUAGUGUACUGCAUACGCCAAAUAAAGGCCACUAAAUCCAAUAAAGGCCACUAAAUCACCAGGUGGUGUUUCAUAAAAUGUAAUCUUGAAUCCUUUUUAAACGAUCUCAAGAACAUACCAUGGCACAGAUUAGGUCUAAUACCAGAUCUAAACUCUGCAGUUGCAUUUUUUCAGUCCGCGCUCUUGCGUGUUUGGAAUUUUCAUGCCCCUCUGCAUAGAGUAUGAAUAAAAGGGACACACCUGCCCUGGGUUACAGCCAGAGGCGGCUCUCUAAUUAGGCGAUUUAGGCGGCUGCCUAAGGCCUCGCGCUGUGUGGGGCCUCGCGGCCACCUAAAUCGCCUGAGGGCAGACUGACAUGUCGGGUCCUCUGUCUAUGACCGAGGACCCGACACAGGAGGGGGCCUGGCGGCUUGCCCUUUGUGCCGCCGGGUGCGAGGCCCCUCCUGUCAGUCUGCCCGGGGAGAGAGCCGACCUCAGUCUGCAGCUCCGCCGGGUGAGAGCUGCAGACUGAGGUGUCUCGCGCUCUCCAGCCAAUCAGAGCGUUGCCGCGGGUUACCACGGCAACGCUCUGACUGGAGAUCGUGAGACAUUCUCCAUGUGGUCCAGACUGACCCCACUGGACCACCAGGGAAAAAGGUACAUUUUGAUUCCCCACCCUGCACCCCACCUGUCACCCCCCCUCACCCUGCACCCCACCUGUCACCCCCCCUCACUGCCACCUCACCCUGUCACCCCCCCUCACCCUGCACCCCCACCUGUCACCCCCCCCUCUGCCACCUCACCCUGUCACCCCCUCACCCUGUCACCUCCCCUCACCCAGUCACCUCCCCUGUCACCUCCCCUCACCCUGUCACCUCACCCACUGUCACCCCCCUCACUGCCACCUCACCCCUGUCACCCCUCACCCUGUCACCUCCCCUCACCCAGUCACACCUCCCUCACCCAGUCACCUCACCCUGUCACUCCCCUCACCCUGUCACCUCACCCUGUCACACCCCCCUCCUGCACCUCACCCUGUCACCCCCCGUCACCCUGUCCCUCCCCAGUCACCCAGUCACCUCACCACUCUCCUCCCUCACCCCUGCCACCUCACCCUGUCACCCCCCCUCACUGCCACCUCACCCUGUCACCCCUCCCUCACCCCUGUCACUCCCCUCACCCAGUCCCUCACCUGUCACUCUCCUGUCACCUCUCCUGUCCCUCACCCCCCCCUCACUGCCACCUCACCCUGUCACCCCCCCCCACCCUGCCCCACCUGUCCCUGCCCCUCACUGCCACCUCACCUGUCUCCCCCCCUCACCCUGUCCUCACCUCCCUCACCUGCACUCACCUCACCUGUCACCUCCUCACCCUGUCACCUCACCCCUGUCACCUCACCCUGUCACCCUGCCUGUCACUCCCACUCACCCUGUCACCUCUGUCACUCCCCACCCUGUCACCUCUGUCUCCUCUCACCCUCCUGUCACCUCCCUCCUCACCCAGUGACCUCACCCUGUCACCCCCACUGUCACCCCCCACACUGUCACCUCACCCUGUCACACCUCACCUGCCACCCGGUCACCCUGUCACUCACCCUCACCCUGUCACCUCACCCCUGUCACCCCCUGCCCUCACCUCACCCUGCCACCCCUCACCCUGUCACCUGUCCCCCUCCACCCUGCCACCUCACCCUGUCACCCCCUGCCGCCACCUCACCAUGUCACCCCCCCCUCACCCCCUGCCCCCUCCCCUGUCCCCCCCUCACCCUGUAACCUCCUCACCCUGCCACCUCACCCUGUCACCCCCCUCACCCCCUGUCACCCCCGUGCCAUCAUCUCACCCCUGCCACCCCAUCUGUCACCCCCUCACCCCUGCCACCCCACCUGUCACCAUCAUCUCACCCUGCCACCCCACCUGUCACCCCUCACCCUGCUACUUCACCCCCCCCACUCACCCUGUCACCUCCCCUCACCCAGUGACCUCACCCUGUCACCCCCACUCACCCCUGUCCCCCCCUCACCUGUCCUCACCCUGUCCUCACACUGUCGUCACCUGUCACUUCUCAUGCGUUAUUCAGCCCAGGAGGUCGGGAGGAGAGGCUCCCAUGCCAGCGGAAAGGUAAAGUUUAACCCUUUUUCCCUUUCCAGGCUUGAGGCCGGGAGGAGAUGCCCAGUGACCUCACCCUGUCACCCCCACUCACCCUGUCACCCCCCCUCACACUGUCACCUCACCCUGUCACCCCCCCUCAUGCGUGCGCAUUCAGCCCAGGAGGAGGAUCGGAGGAGGAGAGCUCCCCGCCCAGCGCUGGAAAAAGGUAAGUUUAACCCCUUUUUCCCCUUUCCAGAGCCGGGCGGGAGGGGGACCCUGAGGGUGGGGGCAUCCUCAGGGCACUAUAGUGCCAGGAAAACGAGUAUGUUUUCCUGGCACUAUAGUGGUCCUUUAAUGCCAAAGGCCACAGGCAGUACACAAACAUACACAUGCUCAGAGAAACAUGCAUACAUAUACAAAGAUACUCACUGCCAGACACACACUCUCAGGCACACACAGGUAGACAAUGCAACGACGUAUACAAAGACUAGUUCUCUAUAUCCAGUACUGCAAGCCCGCCCUUCAAUAUAUCUACAGCUUCUUAUACACACACAAGUCAACUGCUGUUUUUUUCCAAUAAUGGUGUUAGUGGGGGCCUCAUGUAUAAGUUUCGCCUAAGGCCUCGCCAAGUCUAGAGCCGCCACUGGUUACAGCUGACCUCAUUUAAAUGUACCACUUUAAAGAUUCACUGUGAUCAAAGUUCAAGCGUUCUGGCUCCAUGAACGAUCACUGUACCUACAGACAAUUGCGAAAUGCAUGCACAAAUCAAACAAAAAUGGCAAAGGCCCAAUAUUUCUGUGAAAAUUUGAACAACCUAUCAAACCCAAGAAACUUCUGUAAAAUUAUAAAUAGCAUACAAACCCCCACAACCCACUCCCAACCCUCCACUGUCAAAAUGGACAACCAAAUACUGCAACACCCCCUAGAUGAGGCAAAUUCCUUUAAUCAUUAUUUUGUUGGCUGUGCUACCACCCUGGUUGCUAAGAUAACAAAUUACUGUCAUUUUCAGACCACAAAAAAAGAUGAGGCCCUGCCAAAUCUUCAAAAUCCUCAUAUAGAGAAAUUCAAUUUUAGACCUGUGCCUGUUAGUGUCCUUAAUAAACAUCUUAAUAAUUUAAAAACGAAAAACCAGUGUGGACCAGAUCUAAUCCCAGCAAUGUUGCUGAAGCUCAGUGCACCAGCAAUUGCUAAACUUUCACUACCCUUAUCAAUGAAUCCCUGGUGUCGGGAUACAUACCCAAACUUUGGGAGACUGCAAAAGUUGUACCUACCCAUAAAACAGUCCUGUUGCUGGCUGCUUUAACGGUCCUGUUAAUGACUCUGUGACCAUACUUUGGUAUCUAAAUAUCGCCCGAUAUCAUUGCUCCCAGUAUUGUCGAAAAUCUUGGAAAAAUGUGUCCACAUGCAUAAAUGGACAAAGUAUCCUUAGCCAACUAUACAGAGUGUGGGCUGAAAAGAAUAAGAGUGUAUCCCCUGAAAUAGAGACUAUUAGCGUGAACCUUGAUUGAGCGAUGUGCUUACAAUUGCACAUAUAUUGCUACUAAUUUAAGUUGUCCGUAAUGGGCACAGUCAAAUUAAUUUAAUACCAGGGGCGGUGGGUGAUAUUGAUAACAACCAAGGCAAUAGGUUGUAGAAGGUAUAUAGGAGUAUAUGGGGAGCAGUAUAAGCCGAACUAGUGAUAUAAUCUCAAUACUAGUCGGCCAAUAAUACUCUCCCCCCAAUUGAAAUACUCCAACUAGUUCUUAAUGCAAUGAGAGUAUAGGAGUACUAGGGGGAAGGUAGAAGGUAAAUGGCAAUGUAAGCCGAAUUAAUAAUAUAGUCAGAAUGUUAACCGAUAAACCACCUAUCACCCCAGUUCACUCCAUCUAAUCCCCAAUGCCACGGUUGAUUGAACAGUAUACGGAGGGAACGUCGGGGUAAUUUAUUGGUCCGCCCAGACAGAGCUCAAGAAUCUCAACUGCUCAUACAAAAGACGAGCAUCUAGAGUGCUCUUACUGAGUCCCCAUAGUACAUCUGUAUAAAGAGAUCCAAAAGUAACUAAAGGCUUGUUGACAGCAAGCGUCGUCUUAGCAUAGCAUACUGAGUAGGUCUAAAAGUGCAGGGGAGUAUUAUGCUAGGUCAAUAACUGUAAGGUAUAAAUGGUCGACUGGUGGCAGCAAAAAUCUCCCGCAGCACCCUAGGAAGAAAGUACCUCAGAUUCCUACGCGUACGGCUAUGACAGCUUGAAACUGCAUAAUGAGUAGGUCUAAUAAUGCAAGGGAGUGUUAUGCUAGUUCAGUAGCUACAGAACACCCAUAGCCGACAGGUGGCAACAAAAAUCUCCCUAUGAGUAAGGUGCCUCAGGUUUCCAAAUGAGCGGCUAGACGGCUAAAUAAAAGUAAGAACAACAAGCCCUAGUAGCUCAAAGAUAAAUUAAAUCCCCCAAACCAAUUUUCUUAAUAAAGUAGAUAGUGAUCCUAAAUAAAAUACAUAUUAGUAUCAGUGAUGCUCAACGCGCGUUUCGGCAUCAGCAUGCGCCUUUGUCAAGAGCUAACCUCAGUUAGAAAUCUCAAUGUAUCCAUCCUGGUAAAAUAUUUUAUAAAUAAAUAUUACUAUUAUGAUGUGUAAAUUUGUUUUAUGUUUCAGGGGGUUUUAUAUUACAAUCAGGAUGUCCCCAAGGAACUGUUGGAUUUUCUGAAGCUCAGACAUUUCCAUUCAAGCAGAAAGAACUGCAGUCUAGAGUAAGUUUUUAUCACGAGUGUGAUUGUAAAUGACGGUAGUAUCCAGCACCCUGCUCUGUCAUUAAAACAAAAUAACACUGUGUGGGUAAGAUACAUUGACUGGAUGGAAGAAAAUUAAUACCAGGAGUAGCAUCUUUGUUUUAAAAAUGAUUUUCUUUAUAUCCAUCCGGGUUAUAGAAAUUCGCUUGGGAUUUAUUUGGAAAUGUGUCGUCAUUUCAAGUCCUGGAUUUUUCUUUUGUAGUUUUUCUGUGAAGCCUCUUUUCAUUGUGAUGUGUGUGGCUAUAGUUAUGUAACUGAAAAGAGACUUGCGUCCAUCAAGUUCAGCCUUCCUUACAUUGUUUUUUGCUGUUGAUCCAAAAGAAGGCAAAAACCCCAGUUUGAAGCACUUUCCAGUUUUGCAACAAACUAGGACAAUAUUCCUUCUUGACUCCAGAAUGACAGUUACAUCUUUCACUGGAUCAAGAAGCUGUUACCCCCACAUGAUAUCCCUGAAUAUUAUGUUUUUGCAAGUAUUCAUCUAGUUGCUGUUUAAACAUGUGUACAGACUCUGAUAAAAAACACCUCUUCAGGCAGAGAAUUCCACAUCCUUAUUGUUCUUACUUUAGAAAAACCUUUCAGUCGCCUUAGACUAAAUAUUAUUAUUAUAAAUCUCCUUUCUUUCAAUCUAAAUGCAUGACCUUGUGUCUUAUGUAAAGUCCUGUUUGUGAAUAUAUUUUCACACAGUGGUUUGUAUUGGCCUUGGAUAUAUUUUUUAAUAAUGCUGAUGUAGUCCCUGUGAGGUGCCGUUUUUUUUCCAACUAAACAGAUUUAAAUGAGUUAACCUUUCUUCAUAACUAAAAUCUUCCAUUCCUUUUAUUAAUUUUGUAGCCCACAUCUGCACUUUUCUAACAUUAUCAUAGAACAGGUUCCCAAUAUUGCACAGCAUAUUCAAGAAGUGGUCUUUCCAUUGAUUUAUAAAUAGGCAAAAUUAUAUUUUCAUCCCAAAAAUUAAUGCCCCUUUUUAUACAUGACAAUAUCUUACUGACAUUAGCAACUGCUGAUCGACAUUGUACAUUGUUAGUUUGUUGUCUAAAACAUUUAGGGUGUCAGUUACUUCUGCAUUCUUUACCCCAAAGUGCAAAACUUUGCAUUUAUCUACAUUAAAUUUCAUCUGCCAUAUGAGUGGCCAGUCCCCCAGUCUAUCUAAAUCCCUCUGCAGCAAGCUCACAUUGCAUUAUUUUACAGAGUUUUGUGUUAUCCGCAAACACUGAAAUGUGGCUUUCAAUGUCUUUGUAAAAAUAAAUAUAUCUUUUAUAUAGUAAGAUUGUAUAUCCUUGUUCCCCCCAGAUCCCUAACAGACAUUACAUUGGAUAAAACCAGGUAUGAAGGCAUUCACUGUGUUAUACUAUCUAUUCUCCCGCAUAAGUCCAUAAAAAAAAUAUAGAUAUUUAAUGUGUUCUGCCUAAUCUGUAUAUAACUGUAUGGUUAGGAUUUUUGUUGCUUUCCAAUAUGUAUAUAGUGAUACUGUUGGGGUGUGGUAAGGAAUGGUUUUGGACCAGCUCUCUUACUUGUCAUGCAGUGUUCUGUCUUGUAGUUUCUCCUACGUCAACCACCGCCAUUUUAUUUUCUUUAUUUUUGGUGCUUUCCAGAUCUCACCCUUAUAACCCCAUACUGCAGAAUAUGCAUGGUCUCUGAAUAUGAUAUUAAAGGGACACUAUAGUCACCUGAACAACUUUAGCUUAAUGAAACAGUUUUGGUGUAUAGAACAUGCCCCUGCAGCCUCACUGCUCAAUCCUCUGUCAUUUAGGAGUUAAAUCCCUUUGUUUAUGAACCCUAGUCACACCUCCCUGCAUGUGACUUGCACAGGCUUCCAUAAACACUUCCUGUAAGGAGAGCCCUAUUUAGGCUUUCUUUCUUGCAAGUGCUGUUUAAUUAAGAUUUUAUUAUCCCCUGCUAUGUUAAUAGCUUGCUAGACCCUGCAAUAGCCUCCUGUAUGUGAUUAAAGUUCAAUUUAGAGAUUGAGAUACAAUUAUUUAAGGUAAAUUACAUCUGUUUGAACGUGAAACCAGUUUUUUUCCAUGCAGGCUCUGUCAAUCAUAGCCAGGGGAGGUGUGGCUAGGGCUGCAUAAACAGAAACAAAGUGAUUUAACUCCUAAAUGACAGUGAAUUGAGCAGUGAAAUUGCAGGGGAAUGAUCUAUACACUAAAACUGCUUUAUUUAGCUAAAGUAAUUUAGGUGACUAUAGUGUUCCUUUAAACCCAGCAGACUGACCGGGAGGGAGAGAUGAGAUGAACUACUGUGUGUUUAGUCCUGGCUUUCCCUUUUAGACUGCACAAUAAUAAGCUAGUCUGGAAAGAUUCUCCGAUCUUUUUAUUAGACUCAGCACUGAUAUGUGCCCCAAAAUCUGUGCCUGGCGGGUAUUACCUCACUGUGCCGAACUGUGACUAGCUGAUACCCUUAGCUCAAUGAUUUCGUAAUCCAGCAGUCUACAUAAAGGCAAAAUCACUUUUUCUUGCCUUACCCGCCUGAGAGAGUUUUAGUUCCUAAUUCUAGCUUCCUAUUUAUCCAGUUGCUAUAGUAGGCCUCACUUGUGUAUAUAACACUGAGGCGCAGACAGUGUUAUUCAAUAAAAAAAGUGAAUUGUUAGUAAUUCAAAGUGAAUCUUUACAUGCUAUACUGAAAUAAUCAAACGGUUAUGUUUUUUUUAAACCCCUCCCAAAACAAACUGGAGACAAGAAUAACCCAUGGUUAAAACAGAUUCCUCCCCUCCCCAUUACAGUCCUACAGUUAUACUAACAAAUUAUUAGCGCCCAGAAUUCCGGGGCUAUCUUUACUAUUGUCUUGUCUUCACGCAAUGAGCAAUAUAGAUACAGACACACAUUCUCAAUUUAUUGAUUCAUUGUUUCUGGACAUGACCCCUUAUUUGUUUCUUAUAAAUAAAGAUAAUUAUUUAGCUUGAAAUUCUGUAACUCGACUUUUACCUAAACAUAUUUAGUAUACUCCUCACCAUCCUACUUUUUUCACAAAAAGGUAGCAACAAUUAACUAUAUGACUGUCUGUGAAAUGCCCUUCAAGCUUGGAGCUAGUCAAGUUUGCUGUUGUUGAACAUAUUCCAACAAAAAUUGGCCUAUAAAUUUAAAAACAGACUGGCUACAUACAUGUUAAAUAAACAAUGUACAGUUAAAAAAAAAAAUUUAAAUAAAACAACAAAGGGAAUAUGUCUCAAUCUUGAUAUAACGAUGGCGCUAACAGCGAAAACAUCUCUGGAAUACACAUUAUGAUACUCUGCCCAUGACAAAGUUGGCACACCACCCUUUUAUUUACCCACCUCCUAAGCUAUUUUUUUUAUUAGCCUGUUUGUAUCCACAUUUUGUUAUCAAUGUCCAGGCAUAUGAAGAUUACACUAGAAGUGUUAGGAGACGCAGACAAAUGUAAUAUUUUAUUAUUUGUUAUCGUUUUAUUAUUCUUACAUAUAUUACUUUGCAGGCCCUGGUAAUUGGCCAUUUUGUUUUAGUCUAUUUAGAAUGAAUUGUUAUAUUGGUGACUUUCACAACUAUCAUUCACAUGGUCUAACGUUUAAUAAAUAUAUUGCAAUUAUGGUAUCAUAUUGUGAAUCUUCGCCACUCAAAAUAAAAGUGAAUGUUUAAAGAAAGCAAGGUUUGUCAUGCUUACCACUUUCAUAGCUCCAGAUCUUAUUGAUGUAAUAGAGCAAUGAGGAAACUUCGCCACCUAGUGGUUGGUUAUAUUAUUGCAUGCCACAUACCUUUAGUGCAUAAGUCACCUAAGAGGUCUUACUCAAUAAAUAUUGUAUAAAAGAAAAAGCCGACAUUCCUUUCAAUUGCCUUAGCUCCUGAAUGUCUUAUUUUUACCUUACAAUUAAUUAUUAUUUUUUUUAAUUCCUUAUUUAAAGUGUUUUGUUUAAGUUCCACACAAAAUAGAUGAACAUACAACAAAGUGUUAGCAGUAUAGGUUAUUACAUGCUAUUUGAGGCCGGUCCGUGGCGUGGAAAUCUGUUCUACAAUACGUACAUUUGCAUUUUAAUGUACAUUUUUUUUCUUUUCUUUCUCCUGCAGCUCCUGGUUGACACAUAAACCCGUGGUGGGAUAUUAUAAAGAUCACUACAUUCUCCCACCAGAUACAGGUAAGGCAGCACUACCGAUUGUGAAAUCAAAGCUUUAUUCAGUUGUAUUAGUCGUUUAAAAAAAAAAAUGAGGCAGAAGCAUAUUUUUUGUCCUUUUUUUUUUAUGUUUCUCAAACAUAAUUAUUUUCUCCCAGUGGCAAAUCAUCUGACAUUCUAUUGAUUUCCAUGGUGAUUGCUACUUAUUUAGAUUUGAUAAAUUUUAUCAUUUUUUUCUACUCUGUUCAUUCAUUAUGUAUUUUAUUUGUGCUUAAAUUUCCUAUAAAAUGCAUUAUUAAAGGGACACUAUAGUCACCUGAACAACUUUAGCUUAAUAAAGCAGUUUUGGUGUAUAGAACAUGCCCCUGCAGCCUCACUGCUCAAUCCUCUGCCAUUUAGGAGUUAAAUCCCUUUGUUUAUGAACCCUAGUCACACCUCCCUGCAUGUGACUUGCACAGCCUUCCAUAAACACUUCCUGUAAAGAGAGCCCUAUUUAGGCUUUCUUUAUUGCAAGUUCUGUUUAAUUAAGAUUUUCUUAUCCCAUGUUAUGUUAAUAGCUUGCUAGACCCUGCAAGAGCCUCCUAUAUGUGAUUAAAGUUCAAUUUAGAGAUUGAGAUACAAUUAUUUAAGGUAAAUUACAUCUGUUUGAAAGUGAAACCAGUUGUUUUUUUUUUCAUGCAGGCGCUGUCAAUCAUAGCCAGGGGAGGUGUGGCUAGGGCUGCAUAAACAGAAACAAAGUGAUUUAACUCCUAAAUGGCAGUGAAUUGAGCAGUGAAAUGCAGGGGAAUGAUCUAUACACUAAAACUGCUUUAUUUAGCUAAAGUAAUUUAGGCUACUAUAGUGUUCCUUUAACAUGACCUAAAAACACAUUGUGUGUGUGUUGGAGAAAUUAGUUCUCUAAAUAGGCCAACACUUUUAUAUAACUGCCAGCAAUAAAAGUAUGAAAAGAGCUUAAAGGUAACCCUAAUGUUUUCCUCUUUCUGCCAUCUUUCCCCAAAAUGUUUUUUUUUUUUUUUUUUAAAUAAAUCCAAGGUGAAUUUCACAUUUAAGGCCAAAAGAACCAAAUUUCAAACAGCGGACAUGGAUAAUCGUUCCAUUUGGGCUAUUUUUACAUUUGAAUUUGUGAGAGUUUAUACUUUAGUGAAUAAUCCGGAUAGUAGUACAAAAAGACUACACAUACCAUGUUAAUAGUCUGAAACAGUCUUUGUUUGAGAUUGUGAUUAUGUGUUAUACAAUUACAUCUUCUUGUAUCCCAACAGAUAUAAUUGAAAACAUGGUUUUAGAUGGUGUACUUCGAGGAAUCUACCAGCAGGAAGUUCUACCUACAUCCAAAAAAUGUCUUCCUGCCAGGAUUCAAAUUUUGGUAACAGAAGAACAAGAACGAUGAAUGACUUGCCCUUGGAAUAUCUAACUAGUGGCUUUAUCUUACUUUCGAAAACGAGAGAAAAAAAUCACAAGAUGGGAUUGAUCUGUUUCUUUUUUGAAGGCCAGAGUUGUUUGAAGAGAGGUUCAUUGUCUAAACUACCUUGUUUGAAGAAGACUUUCUGGAAUCCUGCAGGAAAAAUGUCAUGAGAAGUUAGAUAUUAUGAAUGUGUUAUUUCUAAUCUUUGCAUGGAUUCUCCAGGUCUCGGUGAAAGCCAUUGAAAGUGUCCAUGAAAAGAACACAGUAAAAUUUGUGUCAUUCUUGGCAUUUGGUCAAAUUUGGACGAAUGUUUUUUUAUACUUUUUCAAUUCUCCCAAGGACAUAAACCAAAAAGGUUGAAUCUACACUUGGAGUUGUGAUAUAUUUGAGCUUUGUAGAACGAAAAAACAAACAAAAAAACUAAAAAACUUCAGAAUUCGUUUCCAAUUGUUUUGUAAUUGCGUUGCAUGUAUUACAAGCUGAAAUCCACAUAAAAUAAUUUGUGUAAUGCAGAAUGGCAUUAAGACAAGAGAGAAAAAAAAAACAGAAGGUAACCACAGGCUCAGAGGUCCUAUAUGAUCUUGGAGGAAAGCCUACACAAGGCUAUCUCCACACAUGGAGACGUACAGCCACUGCACUCAGUAUUACAUUCACAGAUUACACAAAGGCCCAUUUAAUGCACAUUGGAUCAGCUCACUGAUUAGUUUUUUUUUUCAAUUUGAAAUUUUGGUUUUAUUAGUGAAUCACAUUGUUUAGUUUUCGGCGCCUGCCUGCCAGGGUACAAAAUAAGAAAAGUGGGGGUUAUGCAGGACAUUUCGUUACAUCAUUGGGGUCGAGUACAAUUUCAGUGUUACACUUUAUCGCCAAUACACAAUACCUUCUGUUUUUCUAGUGAGCAUUGCUGAGCUUUUUAUAGGUUGGCUUGGGAAUCCUCCAGUUCCCUUCCUGUCAGUGUUUGUGUUUUCGUUGUGAUUAUGUAAUUUGUGCUUGUUGUACGAUCCCCUCUAUUCGUUACCAAGUCCCCCCCUUUACUUUCCUUCCUUGCCCUUUGUCUCUCUCCCUCCCCCAUGUUGACCUGGUUGUGCGCUGAGAUAAGUUCUCCAUCUCUCCCCCGCUUGACUCGUGUGUUUCCUCUGCCCUAUGUGCUUAUCUGCCAUUUGCUCAUAUUUCCAGUUGAGAGAUGUUUGGGUUAGUAGGGCUUCUCUGGUGGAUGUCUGUGUUGACUUCCAUACUCUUGCUAUAAUGGUCACUGCUGAUAUUAGAAGGUGGAAUAUCAAUCUCUCUUCAGUUUUUCCUAGUGUUGUUGGUAUCAUGAAUAGUAUGCAUUGUUCUAUGUUUAUGGGCCAAGUUCUACCCAGCAUCUCUGUCGCCACCCUCUCUACCUUUUUCCAGAACGGUUUGAUGUUGUUGCAUGACCACCAUAUGUGGCUCAUCGAGCCUUCCCUCCCUUUACACCUCCAGCAUUUAAUUGGUAUACCUUUGUGUAUCGCAGCUAGUUUCUCUGGUACCAUGUACCAUCUGUAUUGUAGCUUUCGGAUAGUGUCUAGGUGGGAUGUGCAUAGUGUGUUCCCCUUGUGUAUUGUGAAUGCCCUUUGCCAUGUUUCCGCCUCGAUAUCAUGGCCCAGUUCGGUGUGCCAUGCUGUUUAAAAAGUCAUGGCUGUCCCUGUGUCUAAUGUUAGUAGGGAGGUGUACAGUGUUGACAGUGCUUUUUUGGGGGGUCUGCACGCUAGGCACAGUUUUUCAGUGCUGUUCGUAUGUGUUGUCUCCUGGCCUUGUAAUGUCGUGCCUGUGAGGAGCGACUUCAUUUGUAGGUAUGUGUACAGUGUUUUAUUGGGUAUAUUGUAUAGGGAUUGGAGUUCUGGGAAGGGCAUCAGUUUGUUUUUUUUGUUUUGUUUUUGUCAAUCUUUCUUUUAUUGAAGCAUAUUAGAUGGGGUACAGAAACAAAGAGAGGGAAAUGCAAUAACGGUUUAUAAUGAAGGGUCAGUACAUCUAUAGUUUUGGUCAUUUACAUUUCCUGAGUAAUGAUGCCUCAUUUUUUGUGUAAUAGUGUUAAUAUGUCGUGUAACAGAAGCAUGUUUAACAUCAUAAAGAAAGUUAUGUUGGUUGAUUAAACGGUUGUUCAUUCUUAGGUAACAGUCUAACUGAGUAAUACAGGCUGGGUUUAACUGUGAAUUGAGAUUUAGGUUACAUUUAGUUAGUUUAAGUUCUCCUCAAAGCAUUUACGACAGUGCGGUAUAAAAACUGCCACUGGGGGGGCGUUAUGGCCCAUAUGUGUAGCCUAGAGGUGUCAGAGACGUUUAAGCUAAAGCCCUUGCGUAGUAAAAUAAACUGAAACAAUCUGUUAAACAGGGCUCUAUAGCUGUAAACUUUAAAUUAUGAAUAUGACAUAAAACAGGUGCUCAAUAGUUAUUAUCUAACCCCUUAGGUCUGUGUGUUCAAAUUCAGCCACAUGUACAGUUAUUUAGGCGUGCUUAUGUCCACGUAUGGUGUGCCUGGGGCUGUAUGAAUAGUCCAGGUAGGUUCGUUUAGCCAAUGCCCUUGCGUGAGGUCGGUUCGAGCGUUUCCGCCGGUGGUGCCGCUGGGGGUUGCUUCCAUGCGUCCCGGGGCUGCGGCCUGUGGGAAGCAGUUGUGGGUGAUUGCUUGCUUGUGAGGAUGAUCGGUGUUGCUGUCCCAGUGUUUGGUCGCUGGGUUAGGUGGAGUCGUGGGUGGUCUUGGUGUUUUACACCCAGUGGGCGCCUCGGUUUUUCCUUUCUCAGGGCAUGUAUGUGCCAUUUGUGCUGUGCUUGGCUGUGGAAGGUUGUUUGCCC